AUGACAUCAGACGGCACUCGACCAAUUGAGUGGUCACCGAGUCAGGUCGUGGUCUGCGGGAAGCACGGCGACGCGUUCACCCACCAGAUCCGCCUCUCCUCUUCUGCCAAUCCUUCCUCCUCUUCUUCCAAUUCUUCGCCUCCUCUUGAUGGAUCCGAGGAGGUGUGGUUGGUCGGCGGUGCUGCUGUUGCUGCUAGCUACUGCUUGCUUCGUCCAUGGCGGCGACAUCGUGCACGAGGACGACGAGGCCCCCAAGCUCCCCGGAUGCGCCAACAACUUCGUUCUGGUGAAAGUGCAAACUUGGAUUAACAAUACAGAAGAUGACGAAUUUGUUGGUGUUGGAGCUCGAUUUGGCCCCACAAUAGUUUCAAAAGAGAAACAUGCCAACCGAACUCGCCUUACUCUUUCAGACCCUUCUGAUUGCUGCACUCCACCUAAGAAAAAGCUUGCUGGAGAUGUACUACUAGUGCAUCGAGGCAAAUGCAAAUUCACAACAAAGGCAAAGGUCGCACAAGCUGCUGGUGCAUCUGCCAUCCUCAUUAUUAAUAACCAUAAAGAGUUAUACAAGAUGGUCUGUGAUAGGAAUGAAACCGGUUUGAACAUAAGUAUUCCUGCUGUUAUGCUGCCACAAGAUGCAGGUGCCAGCUUGGAGACUAGUCUUCAACAUGGUUCCUCAGUUGCUGUGCAACUAUACUCUCCAGAUCGGCCACUGGUUGAUACAGCAGAAGUUUUUCUGUGGCUUAUGGCAAUUGGGACCAUCUUGUGUGCAUCAUAUUGGUCUGCAUGGAGUGCUAGAGAAGCAUUAAUGGAGCAUGAGAAGUUAUUGAAGGAUGCCCCAGAGGAGUUAACAAAGAUGGAAGCUACAGGAUCCAAUGGCAUAGUGGACAUCAACACAACAUCAGCAGUUUUGUUUGUUGUGAUUGCUUCAUGCUUUCUAAUCUUACUUUACAAACUCAUGUCAUUUUGGUUCGUCGAGCUUUUGGUGGUUCUGUUUUGCAUUGGUGGUGUAGAGGGGUUACAAACAUGCUUGGUAUCUUUGUUAUCACGAUGGUUCAAACGUGCUGGAGAAUCUUUCAUUAAAGUGCCCUUCUUUGGAGCCGUCUCCUACCUUACCUUAGCUGUUUCUCCAUUCUGCAUUGUCUUUGCUGUUGUAUGGGCUGUCUAUCGCCGAUUAUCCUUUGCAUGGAUUGGCCAAGAUAUCCUGGGAAUUGCUUUGAUUAUCACAGUUCUCCAAAUUGUACGAGUACCUAACCUCAAGGUGGGAACUGUGCUUCUCAGUUGUGCCUUCUUGUAUGACAUCUUUUGGGUUUUCAUCUCAAAGAGGUGGUUUCAUGAAAGUGUCAUGAUUGUGGUUGCUCGAGGGGAUAGGACCGCUGAGGAUGGCGUACCUAUGCUACUUAAGAUACCCCGCCUGUUUGAUCCAUGGGGUGGAUAUAGCAUUAUUGGUUUUGGUGAUAUCCUUUUACCUGGGUUGAUAAUUGCCUUUUCAUUAAGGUAUGAUUGGGCAGCAAAGAAAAGCUUACGAUCUGGUUACUUCUUGUGGUCUAUGGUAGCUUAUGGCUCUGGUCUUCUUAUCACAUACGUGGCCUUGAACUUAAUGGACGGUCAUGGCCAACCGGCAUUGCUGUACAUUGUGCCUUUCACGUUGGGCACAUUCUUGGCCCUCGGGCACAAAAGGGGAGAACUCCGAAACUUGUGGACGCAAGGUGAGCCACCAAGAGUUUGCCCACAUAUUCAACCUGCCCAGUAGAACAAAAUACUAAUUGCAGGUAUAUAUAUUACUCGCCUAGUUUCUAGUUCUACUGUUGUACAAGUUUAUGAGCUGUAAUGCCUCAAACAGUGAUUGAUGAAAUGUAAUCUGCUGUAACCGCCAGCACAGUAAGAGGCUUAAUUUAACAUAGAGCUUUUGUGAUGGAGUUAAAUGUAAUGAAAAAAAUGUCUGUUGUCUGCAAAUUUUUUAUAAAAAGGAAUGGCUCGAAGACAAAGCAUCUUAUGAGCUUUGUCAAUGUUUAACA
Messenger RNA from Zingiber officinale, 2015 nucleotides. RefSeq names its product signal peptide peptidase-like 4. Lineage: Eukaryota; Viridiplantae; Streptophyta; Magnoliopsida; Zingiberales; Zingiberaceae. The coding region runs from base 149 to 1750 and encodes 533 amino acids. Gene Ontology annotation, biological process: membrane protein proteolysis. The record is from RefSeq and is a predicted model, not a curated record. Gene Ontology annotation, molecular function: aspartic endopeptidase activity, intramembrane cleaving. The transcript is spliced from 14 exons. Gene Ontology annotation, cellular component: Golgi-associated vesicle membrane; lysosomal membrane; lumenal side of endoplasmic reticulum membrane.